CGAAAAGUGGAGCGACUUGUUCUUAGGUUUGACGCCGCAUUUCCGCUACCGCGUGGGGUCUAGCGUUUUGUCCUAUCUUGCGUGCGUUGCCGCCAGCUUGCGAAGGCCCCCCUACCACUUCCCACAUUCUCAUCGUUCGCUACCUUGACUGGACUCGACUGGCCCGGACUGGACUAGGCCCGACUGGCGCAGUUGAUGCAUGGAAUUUGCGUGGCGCAACCCCUACAGCGCAGCCCUGCUGCCCACCGACCCUCUCCCCAACCCACCCACCCAAGCGAAACCGUGGAGCAGCUCAUCGAGAAGUGGGAGCGAAACCGACGAGGGAGCGCAUCUGAGUGCCACGUCCUCACUCUCCGUCCCUCCUUGGUGGUUUGCUUGAUGUUUGAGGACGGUGGAUGUUCUUGGAUAUGGAGUUUGGCUUCGGCGGUGAACACGGCCUUCCCGCUCUUGAAUGUCGUCCAUACGUUAUCUUGUCGUCUCUGUGAAUAGCCCGAUGUGCUGAUACUCGGUUUCUAAUGCUCCUCCAAAGCGAAACAGCGUUCUCUUCUUUGGCGUUGCGAAGAGCAGCGAAGAUCGUGGAAUUGUCGCUAUUGCUGCUGGGCUUGGGUAUUGAUUCCAAUCAGAGUUUUGGUUGUGCGCUAAGCGAGCGUCUCCCAAUCACAGUUUACUGCCCUGCUUCCUGAAGGCGGCGAGGAACGAAACGUUUGGGGGUUGGGACAGAGGAAAGAUUUGCAGCUUUCGCCAAGGAACGGAACGUUUAGGGGUUGGAAGGGGAAGGGGGAAAGGUUUGGAGCCUGUGGAGGAGUGGUGGACCUGUGAACGAACGGCGAUGUGGAGGAAACCCUGCGCUCUCGGUUUUCGGUUUUGAGUUUUCGGUACAGCGAAGAGAUGGUAUGACCGAACGGACGUCAAGGAAUCGCCAAGGACGGGUCAUUGGCGAUUUUGUUUGGAGCGAAGCUCCUUGUGAGAUUUAGGGCGAGGAUAUGUACAAAGAGAGUGGUCUUGUUCAGGCAGGUGAAGGCCGAGGAGGUGGUGGAGGUACGCGGCAAGAUAAUUUUGGGUCGAGUGCAAGGGAGCCGGGAUUGGGGAAUGAUAUUGUGAAGAAGCGAGGAGAGGACGGAGUGGAUAAGUCUGCGCCUUCGACGUCGAAAGGAAAUGGUGCACGUGACAAGGAGCCACGCAUUUCCAAUCCAUCCACAUCCUCGGUUCGCAGAAGUAGUGGUGCGGCUCCGGCGAAUGAACUUAGGCCACCAUCAUACGACAAGACCAAGUAUCCUGAAGACGGUGAGGAUUCGGACACUGACACCGAGGAGUCUGACGUAAGUGGCUCGGAUGAGGAGGACACGUCAUGGAUUUCAUGGUUUUGCGGACUGAAGGGGAACGAGUUCUUCUGCGAGGUAGAUGAUGAGUACAUUCAGGACGAUUUCAACCUCAGUGGACUCAGCAGCCAGGUUCCCUAUUACGAUUAUGCGCUCGAUCUCAUUCUGGAUGUCGAGUCCCCGAACGAUGAUAUGCUGACGGACGAACAGCAUGAGAUGGUGGAGUCUGCUGCUGAGAUGCUGUAUGGUCUAAUCCAUGUCAGAUAUAUCCUGACCAGCCGGGGUAUGAGUGCCAUGUUGGACAAGUUCAAGAAUGUCGACUUCGGGAGGUGUCCACGAGUUUUCUGCUCUGGACAGCCUUGCCUGCCGAUGGGCCAGUCUGACAUCCCGCGGCAGAGCACGGUGAAGAUCUACUGUCCAAAGUGUGAAGAUAUUUUCUACCCAAGGUCGAAGUACCAAGGCAAUAUCGAUGGGGCGUACUUUGGAACAACGUUUCCACACUUGUUUAUGAUGACCUAUCCGUACAUCAAGCCUCCCAAACCUGCCCAGAGUUACGUUCCACGGAUAUUUGGUUUCAAACUGCACAAGAGUGCAAAGUAGGCAGAGUUUAGGUGUCAUUGUGUGGGAUAAGUUCUGUGAUGUAUCAGUGGAGUGCUCUACUGAGUGAGAAACGGGGAGGAGGAAGAACAGGCACAGAAGCAGUGGGGAGCAUGGAGAUAAGGGAAGAGAAGAGGUCGUGUGCAUGGGGAGUUGGAGAGAGAGAGGGGGGGGAGAGAGAGAGAGAGAGGGUUUCUUUGCCUAUGAGGAUUGCACUGCUAUGUGAAGUCCCUACCCAAUCUGCUGUGAAUAUCACACCAGCGUUACAUGAGAUUUUAGGUUGUUGUGUAAGGUUGUUGAGAUGGUGAGAGUGAUUAUUGCUUACCUUUUGGCAGAAGUCGCGAUGCGGAUGGAGUUUAGUCUCUCAGGGCUCGGAGGUAUAAUUGUAAUUCACCGGAGGGGGCUGGGUGUUCUUGGGUUCAGGGAGGGGGGACUUCGCAUACCGAGGUGAGCAUUACCCUCGGAUGAAAGUCCUUGGAAGCUUGUCCUUUGGGGGAAAGAAAGUCCUGGCCUUGCAUUAUUCCGUCCAGGUGGAGAUCCGUACUUUCCUCUAUCUGCCCUCUAUGCUGUGCAGGUCGAGUUUUGUUUGGAGUUAUUUGACUGAUUUCCAGUGACCGGCAAGCCCUCCUUAGUCGUGCACUAUGGAUGGACAGUUCGAAUGGCAGCUGAGUGCUUUAAUACCUCCUUCCAUUUACACAUAGGCCUAGCGAUGGCUGUGUGAUAUGACAGGGGUUUUGGCCUUUUUGCCAAAUUCGGGUACAGUAUACUGACCUGUUCCUCUGUUGGAUGUCUCCCCUGCUUGCCUGGAGCGUGAGCAUGGGCGGAAGUUUGGUAGUUUUGUGUGCCGAGCCAGGUCUUUAUUGGUUUUCUAGUUUUCUUUUUGCAACGUGGUCUCAAUUCUUGCCGAUCUUCCUUUCUCCUGUACUAUCUUUCCCCAUCCUUUCCCCCUCUUCUUUGUCCCUCUCCACGCCGCCCCCCUCCUCCUCCCCUCUUCCCCCCCCUUCUCCCCCUCCCCCCCCUCUUGCCUCCCUGCCCCACCUUGAGGUGAUCAUGAACGAGCAGUUGAUCUGUGGGCUUUUGUCCAAGAGAUGGUGUCGUUUGGUUGCGGUAAAGUUUAUGAGGUGUGAAGUGGUGGAUCAGAUUGGUGAAUGUGAGGAUGUUUGGUAGCGAUUUGUGAUUUGGUUCAGGAGCUCUAUUCAUUUGUAAAGUCUUGGUAAGUGAUUUCCGCAUAGUACAUGUAUGCAAAGAGAGUAAAAGAGAUCUGGACUUUGAUGAAAGGAGCUGAAAGUAAUGCUGUAAUUCGGUAACUGUCGACUUGAUGGGUGCGACGCUGGUGCACAAGAGCGGAUGGCAUGUGAGCAUUCACAAGCAUUACAGGCAGCCCAUUUAUCCCGUUGUACUCCGGGAAUAUUCUACAUAGAAAUAGCGAAUUCUGUUUUGCCCACAGUCUUCUUUUGCUUCUGCUCUGUGUAUUUCCUGCUUUUAUGUGUCAAGUUUGUGUCACAGAUCUCUGUGUUCCAUGUGCUAGCAGUAAAGAGGUACUUGCCAG
Messenger RNA from Chara braunii, 3465 nucleotides. The record is from the annotation of a GenBank genome assembly. Lineage: Eukaryota; Viridiplantae; Streptophyta; Charophyceae; Charales; Characeae.